GUCGUUGCCUGGCUGUUCUUCGCACUGUGGCGGAGAGAGGGCCCGGUAGUGAAAGUUGUGAGGCUAAAGAGCGAGAGGACAGCAGGGGCUGACAGAUUUAUCUCUGGAAGGGGAGUUCGUUUGCAUGGGUGGCACCUUUGGUGCUCGAAAACUCCUCCGUGGGGAUGACGGUACUGUGGUGAGAGCAGGGUGAGAACAGAAAGUUGUGGUAGAGGAGAUGGGUGAACUCUUGAGUGCCCAGGUUCCUUCAGUGAGUCCUAAAGUUAAUGAGCUAUAAGUCAGACUCCAGUUACAUUAGUGAAAUGGCCAGAGAAAGAUGCAGGUGCUUCAGAUAAGGGAACACCAAAAAAAGUGUGGAGAUGCCAGAGGUCAGAACUCAGAUGUUGACUGCACUUCACCAAGCAUAUGGAGGGCUAAGGCUGUGUCUCAGUAGCUCCAGGGCCUACGCUUUUCCUGUCUCAGAGUUGGUCAACAUUAAAUGCUUUUUCUUGAGUGAAUGAAAGGAAGACGUGGCUGUCAUACCCAGGCUUCCCAAGAACAUAGGAAACAGAAGAGAGAAAUGAGAGGAAUAAGUGAGGGUCCCUGUUUGUUGGUUAGCAGACCUCUGUUUUAUUACUUUCACCGACUGCACUGUUAUAUAUUUUUAGUCUGUCUAUGUAAUGCCAGUUUUCUUAUCAAUAAAAUGGGAAGUCAUAUCCUGUCUUGAAGGCAUGUUCUAAAGAGUUUUUGGGGACUCAUUUUUGUUAGACAGCAGAGGAAGAAAAAUUUAAUGUCCCCUGAAUAAGUACGUAUGUGUAAUUCUGUUGUAAGUCAAAUUGAUGAUCUGUCUUCCCAGCAUCAUGCCUCAGAGACACCAGUGGAUAUUUGGAGACUUGAUGUUCCUUGGAAUUAGUUAUACCAUCAGGCUUUCUUAAUUACGCCUCACUAUUCUAUUAUCCGUUAUUUGCUCAAAUUCAAGGUGCCAAUGGGUUAAAGCAGUAACUCAAAUAUACUUAUUUCACCCCUCUCUUCAUCUAUGUAGGUGUGCAUGAGGGAAUCUAUACAGAUGUUAAUUCGGUCGUUCAAACAAUUAUUUUAGCUAUUAUGAGGAAGCAUUGCUGGGUGUUUUAGUAUAUGUAAAGGAUAUAGACUCUUGUCCUUACUAGUUGUUUAAAAUUUAGCUAAUUCAUUCACAUAUGUUGAACACCUAAGUAGUGCACACUUGGCUAUGUGCUGGGUUGUGGACAUGAAAAAGAUGAUUGUUGCUCUGAAGGAGCAGAUAGCCUCAAAGAGGAAACAGACGUGAAUAAAGAAUUGCAUUGAAGCCAGAUAUAUGAUAAAGGUGAUUGCCCACAGUGAGUAUCAAAAGUCCGAAAGAAUUUCCAUCUUUCUGAGCAUGCAAGAUGAAAUUGAGACAGAAGAGAUUAUCAAGGACAUUUUCCAACGAGGCAAAGUCUGCUUCAUCCCUCGGUAUCAGUUCCAGAGCAAUCACAUGGAUAUGGUGAGACUAGAAUCACCAGAGGAAAUUUCCUUACUUCCCAGAACAUCCUGGAAUAUCCCUCAGCCUGGUGAGGGUGAUGUUCGGGAGGAGGCCUUGUCCACAGGGGGACUCGAUCUCAUCUUCAUGCCAGGCCUUGGGUUUGACAAACAUGGCAACCGACUGGGGAGGGGCAAGGGCUACUAUGAUACCUACUUGAAGCGCUGUUUGCAGCAUCAGGAAGUGAAACCCUACACCCUAGCAUUGGCUUUCAAAGAACAGAUUUGCCUGCAGGUCCCAGUGAAUGAAAAUGACAUGAAAGUAGAUGAAGUCCUUUACGAAGACUCAUCAGCAUCUUAAAUCUGGAUUACUACAGCCAAAUAAUCAGUGUUUUAUAUGAGAGUAAAGCAAAGUAUGUGUAUUUUUCCUGUGUCAAAAAUUAGUUGAAAUUGUACAUUAAUGUGAAUACAGACUGCAUUUUAAAAUUGUAAUUAUAAAAUACCUUAUAUAAAACUAUGUUUAAAAACCAAUAGAAGUGUGAAUAAUAGAAUAUUAAUUAAAAUGGAGGCUAUCAGCCUAGUGAUUUUCAGCUUAA
Messenger RNA from Rhinopithecus roxellana (golden snub-nosed monkey), 2051 nucleotides. Its product is annotated as 5-formyltetrahydrofolate cyclo-ligase. Gene Ontology annotation, cellular component: mitochondrion. Gene Ontology annotation, biological process: tetrahydrofolate interconversion; folic acid-containing compound biosynthetic process. Gene Ontology annotation, molecular function: 5-formyltetrahydrofolate cyclo-ligase activity. The transcript is spliced from 3 exons. NCBI's taxonomy places the organism in Eukaryota, Metazoa, Chordata, Mammalia, Primates, Cercopithecidae. The record is from RefSeq and is a predicted model, not a curated record. Bases 1313 to 1816 code for a protein of 167 amino acids.